Molecule: messenger RNA, 4754 nt
Organism: Cornus florida
Lineage: Eukaryota; Viridiplantae; Streptophyta; Magnoliopsida; Cornales; Cornaceae
Exons: 27
Coding region: 218-4261 (1347 amino acids)
Source: RefSeq, a predicted model, not a curated record
UUUAGAAGUACUUCGGAAUCUCCAAUAUCGAUUCUAGAGAGAGAGAGAGAGGAAGAGGAGAGAGAGAGUUGGGAGCUCGGAGUUUCGUAUUCGGUCUUGCGGUGGCCAAAACCCAUCCUUUUCACUCCCUUUCAGAACCCUAGAAAACAAAACUCAGCCAUUCACAGAGUUACAAUAGCUAAAAGCAUCGUCUCCGGCGAGUUAUUGAGGCCUUGACAUGGCCGGACCACCUCUGCGAGAGCAAGCACUCUCCCUCAUCGGCGCUGCGAACAACCAUGGCGAUUUGGCGGUGAAGCUUUCUUCUUUGAGACAGGCCAAAGAUAUCUUGCUGUCUAUAGAGCCUUCUCUUGCGAUGGAAAUUUUACCCUAUCUCGUGGAACUUCAGUGUUCGCCCGAAAGCCUCCUUCGAAAAUCCCUCAUUGAGGUUACGGAGGAGAUUGCAAUGAAAGCAAUGGAUUAUUCUUAUAUACUAAUGCCAAUUUUAUUGGCAUCAUUAAAAGAUAGUGAUUCCAUUGUUGCAAGGCAAUCCAUUGUUAGUGGCACAAAUAUCUUUUGCAGCGUUUUAGAGGAGUUGUCAUUGCAGUUUCACCGGCGUGGUAUAGUUGAGAGGUGGCUUGAAGAGCUUUGGACAUGGAUGGUUAGAUUCAAGGAUGCUGUCUUUGCUAUCGUGUUGGAGGCUGGUUCUGUUGGUACCAAGUUGCUGGCGCUGAAAUUUUUGGAGACAUUCAUCUUACUUUUUACUGCUGAUAAUGAUUCUAAAAAACCUACCACAGAAGUAGAUAUAAAAAGGAGUGGGCGUGAUUUUAAUGUUUCAUGGCUGCCUGGGGGUCACCCUGUUCUGGAUCCAGUAGCACUCACAUCUGAAGCAAAUAGAUGUCUUGGCAUCCUACUGGAAUUGUUGCAAUCGGCUAGUGGUCGUCCUGGUUCUUUGACAAUUUUCAUUGUGAACUGUCUUGCUGCCAUAGCGAGGAAGAGGCCACUCUACUACAGUUCUAUUCUCUCUGCAUUGCUUGAUUUUGAUCCGAACUUUGAGAUGACAAAGGGAAUUCAUACUGCCAGUAUUCAGUAUUCUUUAAGAACUGCCUUUUUGGGAUUCCUAAGAUGUACCUAUCCAGCUAUUGUAGAGUCAAGAGAUAGAUUGCUUAGGGCUCUGCGAGCGAUGAAUGCUGGGGAUGCGGCAGACCAAGUUAUCCGGCAAGUUGAUAAAAUGAUGAAGAAUAAUGAGCGUGCUUCUCGUGAUGCACGGUUAAGCAAGGAAGAUGUGCCACCAAGCCUGUUGCCUAUAUCAGGGGAUCUGAUAAAAAAAAGAUCUUUGCCUCUGGAUACUGAAGAGCCAAGUUAUAGUCAUGAUGUUGCUUCAAAAAGAAUCCGUUAUGGCCCUGACAGCAACUCUGUUUCACCAGUUCAAAUAACUGAUUCCGGACUGGAUGUCCCUGUUAAUGGAGUAUCCCCCAAGGUUCCUUUGUUAGAUAGUGAUUUAAGUCCUGUUGAACAAAUGAUUGCAAUGAUUGGUGCUCUAAUUGCAGAAGGAGAAAGAGGUGCUGAAUCACUUGAAAUUCUGAUAUCUCAAAUCCAUCCUGAUUUGUUGGCUGAUAUUGUCAUAACCAAUAUGAAGCAUUUGCCACAAAAAACCCCACCUUUGACAAGACUUGGUAGCCUUCCAGUAGCUCGAGAAAGUGGUUCAUCAAGUGAUCCAACCCAGGUUGUGACAUCAAUUGGUCCUACUAGUUCUGUGCAGUCUCCAGUUCUUACAGCACAAGUACCUUUAACUUCAUCCAAUAAAAUCAGUGCAUCAUUGGUUGACACUUCUGCUUCUGUAAAUCUCCCUGCUGAUUCAAAACGAGAUCCACGAAGGGAUCCCCGACGCCUUGACCCACGUCGUGCUGCAGCACCUGUUGGAGUGCCACCAAUAUCUAUCGUGGAGGAUAUUAAUGCUACACACUCUGGUGCUAUGCAAUCGGAGUGUGAUGCUAAUAUUCUUUUGAAUAAGCCACUUGCACAACCUGUAGUAACAAAUGUUGAAAAUACGUCAGCGCCUUUGAUGCCCAAAAUAGAAACUGACUUGAAGAUUUUAGGUAGUUCAGUGGUUUCUGAAAUUGAUCAACCAGCCUCCAAAGAUGAGGUUCUGGAUGAUGAAGCCGUGGAAAUUGACCCUGUUCCAGAAGUCAAUGCUGAUUUAGAUCUUGCACUUUCUCCUGUUUGCAAAGUUGAUGAGGAUUCUGUUGCACCAUUGUCAUCAGAUUUUGCAAUGACAGACCAGACUCAUACAUUGUCUCAGCUAGAAGCCGAUCAGCUUUCUCCAGCCAUUUCAAAUACGUCUGUCUCUGAAGAAGCCUCUCCUGAUUUACCCGUACUUCCGCUGUAUGUUGAGCUGACAGAAGAUCAGAAAAGAAAUGUGAGAAAAUUGGCACUUCAACGGAUUAUUGAGUCAUACAGUCAUUUACAGUGGACAGAGUGUAGCCAGACACGAAUGGCAUUGCUUGCUCGAUUGGUUGCUCAGAUUGAUGCUGAUGAUGACUUGGUGUUGAUCAUGCAAGAACAUAUAGUUUCCGAUUACCAACACCAGAAGGGGCACGAGCUUGUAAUGCAUGUUCUGUACCACCUGCACACUCUGAUUAUCUCAGAUUCAGUUGAUCACUCAUCAUCUGCUGCUGAUGUAUAUGAAAAGUUUCUACUGGGAGUGGCAAAAUCUUUGCUGCAUAAUUUACCAGCAACUGACAAAGCCUUUAGUCGUCUUCUUGGUGAAGUGCCUUUUUUGCCUGAUUCUGCUCUGAAACUGCUGGAUGAUGUAUGCUGUUCUGAUAUUCACUGUGCAAAAGAUGUUCGGGAUGGUGAUCGUGUCACUCAGGGCCUUGGUGCCGUGUGGAGCUUGAUCUUGGGGCGUCCUCUUAAUCGGCAAGCCUGUUUGGAUAUUGCUUUAAAGUGUGCUGUCCAUUCAGAUGAUGACAUUCGCGCUAAAGCUAUCCGGCUGGUGGCAAACAAACUCUAUGUACUUAGCUACAUCGCAGAAAGUAUAGAGAAAUUUGCUACAAAUAUGUUCCUGUCAGCUGUUGAUCAGCGUGUUUCGGAUCUGGAACUUUCUCAACCUGGGUCUAUUGAACAAAGAACAGAAGGAGAAAGUGGAAGCCAGGAAACAUCAAUUAGUGGUUCUCAGAUUUCAGAGCCUGCGUCUGAAAAUGACUCCGUGAAGGGAGCACAAUCUGAUUCCCGAAUUGAUUCCUCAGUAUCAUUUGCUCAAGCUCAACGCCUCAUUUCUUUGCUUUUUGCUUUAUGUACAAAGAAACCUAGUCUUCUUCGACUUGUGUUUGAUAAUUAUGCACACGCUACGAAGGCUGUAAAGCAGGCUGUCCAUCGUCAUAUCCCUAUUCUCAUAAGGGCCCUAGGGUCGUCACAUUCUGAACUUCUCUGUUUAAUAUCUGAUCCACCAGAAGGAAGUGAAAAUCUUCUGACACAGGUGCUGAACAUAUUAUCUGAAGGGACAACACCUUCUUCUGAUUUAAUUGCAUCUGUUAAACAUUUAUAUGAAACUAAACUAAAGGAUGUUACAAUUCUUAUCCCAAUGCUGUCUUCACUAUCCAAAAAUGAGGUUUUACCUAUUUUUCCUCGGCUGGUCAACCUUCCCUUGGAUAAGUUUCAGAGAGCGCUUGCUCACAUACUACAGGGUUCAGCACAUACAGGUCCAGCAUUGACACCAGCAGAAGUAUUGGUUGCAAUCCAUGACAUUAAUCCUGAGAAAGAUGGACUUGCACUUAAAAAGAUUACAGAUGUUUGCUCAGCUUGUUUUGAGCAGCGCACUGUUUUCACACAGCAAGUAUUGGCAAAGGCCUUAAAUCAGAUGGUUGACCAAACUCCUCUGCCCCUGCUCUUCAUGAGAACAGUAAUCCAGGCGAUCGAUGCUUUUCCUACACUGGUUGAUUUUGUCAUGGAAAUUCUCUCCAAGCUUGUGAAUAAACAGGUGUGGAGAAUGCCAAAAUUGUGGGUUGGUUUCUUGAAAUGUGUCUCUCAGACACAGCCACAUUCUUUCCAUGUAUUAUUACAGUUACCACAACCACAGCUUGAAAGUGCUCUGACCAAAUAUGCUAACCUCAGAGGUCCCCUUGCUGCUUAUGCCAGCCAACCUAUUAUAAGAGCUUCACUACCUAGAUCAACUCUUGUACUUCUUGGCCUUGCAAAAGAAUCACAUGUGCAGCAACCAAGUAUGGCAUCUUCUUUGCAUGCUUCAGAGACUAGUUCUUCAGUUCAUGGUGCGACACUGACUUGAUUUUUGGAAGCCUGAGAGUUUAAGAAAUUGGCCAGCAACGCCAUAACUUAAUACAUGGACCAAUCAGGUGUUGGUCCUGAUCCCCACGCUUCCAGUUCUCAAAAAUGCCGUACAAAUUGGAGGGUUCUAUAUCCAGCAGAUCACUUCAGAGAACGGUGUGCUGAUCAGUGGAACCCUGGAAGAAUUAAGUUGGGUCAGAGGCAUGUGGGAAAGCAAUUCUACCAAUGAAUUACACUGCUGAAGUUUGCUCCAUUAACAGCUGCUCGCGGAAUGUACCAUAGUUGUAUUCUUAUUUUCCCCUAUUUUGUUUCAUUUUUUAUUUAAUUACAACGUUCACUUCCUUUAUAAUCUUUUGGCAUGUUUAAUAUAAAUAUCUGUAAUACUGGGUACGUAGUUGUCGCAAAAAGGAUGCAGUUCCCUUCUUUAGGUCAAGGGAACCGAGAAUCCCAAUGAAUGAAUGAAUACAUAGAGCCUUGAUUGAUAGAGUAUAUAA